This is a messenger RNA of Electrophorus electricus (electric eel), 2767 nucleotides long. It is a transcript of the gene tmem255a, whose product is annotated as transmembrane protein 255A. NCBI's taxonomy places the organism in Eukaryota, Metazoa, Chordata, Actinopteri, Gymnotiformes, Gymnotidae. The record is from RefSeq and is a predicted model, not a curated record.
GCCACGCGUGCGCUCGCAGAAUGACGCGGCACGGCCGGGCUCUCCGUCCCUCGGGUCUGCGCGAGAAAAUGGACCUUCUCUCAAUAAAGCGCUUCGUUUGUGACCUUAAAUCAGUGACCGCAUUCUAGCGAAUGGCAAUAAGCGUCCAAAUAAAAUGCCAGCGGGAUCGAAUGCGCAAGCCAGUGGGAUACCGAUGUCCGAUGCAGUGGGAUCAUUCAAAAGAAGGAAGAGGAAGUCCAUCGUAGUGUCUGCAAUGCUGCUCACGGUGUCUGUGCUCAUCCUUGUCUUCGGUCUGGCUGCUACUACAAAAACACAGAACAUCACGGUUGGUGGUUACUAUCCUGGAGUCAUUCUUGGUUUCGGCUCCUUUCUCGGAAUUAUUGGAGCCCAUUUAACAGAGAAUAAGAGGCAGAUGCUGGUGGCGUCCAUUGUCUUCAUCAGCUUUGGAGUGGUCGCUGCAUUCUGCUGUGCCAUUGUGGAUGGUGUUUUUGCAGCCAGGCACAUAGACCUCGGACCUCUUUACGCUGGUCGAUGUGAAUACUAUUCCAGCGUGACCUCCUUUGACCUCGAUGUCCACUGCCAGACUGCGUCACGCAUGUCCUGCAAUCUGCGUGUGAAGAGUAACACCUGCUACUGCUGUGACCUCUAUAACUGUGGCAAAGAACAUCCUCUUUUGGGACUUCAGAGUAAAGAUGUUCUGAAAAAAUUUAGGAAAUCAUCCAUGAUUUGGAAUCGUGUUGAUCUCAGAGGAGGUUACCACGAGUACACAGAAGUUCGGAGUUGCCAAGAUGUUGUGCACCUCUACCAUCUGCUGUGGUCUGCUACCAUCCUCAACAUUAUUGCCCUUUUUCUGGGCAUCGUCACAGCAGCAGUGCUUGGGGGUUUCAAGGACAUGAUGCCAACAGCAGCCCCUGACACAUGUGAGCCGGUCCCUCUGGUUGCCCCCAGACCUCCAGACAGUCUUGCCCCACCUGCCUCCAACUACUUCUACAACCCCGCCCCCAGCUUACCACCCUACACGACCUACGACCUACAGGGAUCCAACAUAUUCCAUGACUCUUCUGGUCUAUCUGACGAAUCCCAGUCUGGAGCUAGUCAUACGUGGCCCACUAUGAUCCCCCCCCGCUACUCUCCACCUUACUACACACCUGACGACAAACCUCCACCAUACAGUCCUUAGCCGACCAGACCAGGAGGCAUUGCAGGAAUGGUCCUGAGCACUUUGGAUCACCCAUUGUGGUGUGUGAUGCACGAGUGCUUUUGGAAAGCUUCUGAACAGACAGCCUCGGGGUGAUGGCCUCUGUUGAAGGGAAGGAGACCAGAGACUAUGCAGACAGAGGCAUUCAUCCCUACGGUGCAGACGUGAGCCGUCACAUCCACAGGCCAUGAGAUCUGUGCAGUUAUCUGGGACUUAAAUACACUGUGGGACUUCUCUGCACCUUGCAAGAACUAACAUCCAGACAGUUUACAGACAGGGUGAGUUGCCUGGCUCGUAUCCUCUUCUACACUGCGUAGGUCUAUAGGCUUCCUGCUAGGAGACAGUUACUCGGUCACCCUGCACCUGCUGCACAAGGUCUUAAGGACACUCCCAAAGUGGCCAAGAGUGUCCUGUUUCUCUUCACCUCACUGAGGAUGUUUUCUUUGUCUUUUCUUAUUGUUGAUUUGCACUUUAUCUUCUCUGAAUAUAACUGUAUCGAGAUCAAACUAGGUUGAGUUCGGUUUGAGCAGCUAGAAAUAACAGCCCAAAAGUAUUUCCAAAGUUCUGUCUAAACAGGAUGAAAUUUCUAGUAUGUGGUGGGGUUUCUCAUUUCAUUGUGUAAAGACAAAGUCACAAUCUUCACACUUAAAGGAAUAUUCAAGUAUGUUUGAGACUAAUCUCUACCACAUCUGAAUCACAUGGUUGAUUACCGCAGACAGUAACUUUAACAGUACUUAGUCCAGACUUAGAAAAGAAAGCAAGCCCUGUUAACUCAAAGUGCACUUAGAAAUAUAUAAAGCACUCAUUAUUUUUCAGGUAAAGGUAUUUGUAAUGUCAGCUGUAUAUAUGUAACAAUUGGUUUUUCUUUUCCUGAGGGAAGAAUUUGUGGCAAUGUCAUCCAGCUCAAAGAGAACAGUUUCACCUGAUCACACAUGGCUACCAGAAACCCUCUGGGAAUGGGUAGGUAACCAGAAUGGCGGUUUACCAUUUUCCCCCAGGGUUGGAAAGGUGGUUAAAACUACAUUAAAAAGCUUUGAUAUUUAAAACAGUUACUGAAAAGGUCUAAGAUGUAGAUGUGAACUUACCUGACAUAGUCACAAUGUUUAUUGACAAAAUUCUAGAACUUCCCUUAGGGAUCCAUAAUAAAUACAUUUCAGGUUAGCAUUUUCUUCCAACUAUAGAAAAAUGUGAUGAAACUAUUGACCACAGAAAUAAAAAAAGAACAGACUACAGAUGAGGUAGCUAUAGGCUUAAAAAACCACCAAGUCUAAAAAAAAAGAUCUGUGAUGUAAAUAUCCUUUUCCUGAUUUGUGAAUAAUUAAAAGUGCUAUGUUAAUGUUUACAGGAAAGAAGGAAAAUGAUUUAAACUUGAACAUGUUACCUAUGGUAUAUGCAUUGUACAGAUCCAUUUCAGCUUGGGAAUUGAUUUAUUAAAGAGUGGGAGGUGAAGUGUUCAGAAACCUUCACUAUGAAUAUAAUGCCCAGCCUCAACGAAAGGUCAUUAGGCCCAUUCAUUUUUUAAAUACACGGUCUCCACAUUGUUACUACAGAAUCAGUAACACACACACA